AAACAAAUCAAACGAGUCGACGCGACCAUAGUGAAAGGCAAAAUGGCGCGCAAUUUUAUUUUGUAAAUGUAAACAUUGUUCUUUUGCAAUGGCAGUAUUUUUAGACGAAAUUUUGCUUCAUAUUUUUGAAUAUCUCGAUGCAGCGUCUCUGACAAGGCUUUCCUCGGUCUGUAAACAAUGGAGAAACAUCGCUAAUACUCCUUCGCUGUGGCGAAGGCUCGUUUUGUUGCGAUGGCCUUCGCAGAAGUUUUUAUACGAAAAGGCGUCUUUAUCUCACAUCAACUGGAUGAAUACAUACCAGGAUUUGACUCUCAGGGGACAUUUCUCGCCCGAUGAAAUGAAAUACUUUAUUUGUUGUCGCGUAAGCGAUGAGUUGACCGAAAUUGAGUUACGUGAAAAUAUGUUUUUGCACAUGGCAGAAACGAUGAUGAAGUGGUCCGUACCGGAUAUAUUCGACCAAGAAGACGAAUUUAACACGCCAGGAUUUAACAAGAACUUUGAAUUGUUUUUUGACACACAUGAUUUAAAGUGGACUUUCAUCGACAAGAGAAGAGAAUACAUUGAUGACUUGUUCAGCUGUAAGAUGAAGACAACAACUCCUGCGAGAUUCAUUCGACCUUACCAAGUUAUCCCUAGCUGCUUAGUGAUGUUCCGAUGGCUUUGUCUCUUCCGCGCCUACGUGACUGAAGAAACUGGCUUGACUUAUUACCGUAUAUGGCGGUAUCGUCUCAAGCACAGAGCUACAGGGAUACAUUUUGAAGUGUACGAUUGGAAGGCCGCCAUGUCGUGUACCCUUUCCAAAGGGAGUCCAACAUCAGUAGCUUUUAGAGAAGAUGCGUUGGAACUUUUGACCAUUCUUACCCACCCUAACUUUCUUAUGCACCCCAUGGGUGUUAGCGUUGCUAAGGAGAUGCACAUCCCCAUUCCGAAACUUCUUGGAAGUAGAUGCAACUCUGCUGCAUCUUCACUUUCUAGCUGCAGUUUGACAAGCCCACGCUCACCAUUAAGAAAUAUUGGUAAUUUUGCAUUUGACAAGAGAGAUGUCAAAGGCAUACACAAAAUUGCCAGCAGCACCACUGACAGUGAUGAGGAAUCAGAUGGUGGGUUUGACACCGGGUACGUGGCAAACUGUGAAGAUUUUAUCAGCAGUAAGCAUUGGGAUGUUGAGGAGCAAAAUAAAAUCCAAGCUGAGGUAGCUGGCAUGUGGACGGUGGUAAACAAUAAUGAUGCCCCGCAUCUCUUUCUCACUUUUGUUGAAAACAACAGUUCAUGGAUUUUCCAUGACUGUAUACCCGACUUCUCUGAUUUGUGGCGGCAAGGGGUUGCGGCAUUUGGUGGGAACCAUGACACCCUUAGAGACCAUGGCUUUGGCAUAGAACCCAUUCCAAGUUGCCUGGCCUUAUAUCGUCUGGUGUGCCUUAUGAACAUUAAUGCACGUGUUUAUGCCAGUAUGGAGGAUUCAUCAAUUUGGGCUUUACACUUGAUCCACAACACUACUAGAGCAGUGUUGCAUCUCAAGGAUUUAAAUGGUAAGCAAAAUUUAGAAAGAUUUCAUGUAUAAUGUGUCAUCUUCCCUUUCAUUCUUUUUACCACUGAAAAAUAAUAAUAAUAAUAAUUUGUAAAGUUAUAGGUUCCACUUCAACUACAUAAUUUCAAAGAGAUGAACCAAAGUUAGGGUCCUGUGUAAUUUGGAAAUGACGUAUUUUUACCUACUCCCCUUACGUUUAGACACAAUCUAUUCUCUAGAUGUUCCAUCUUUUUCGAACACUUCAAAAUUAUGUUAAGUGCAAUUUGUGCACUAAUGAGACAUUAUAAAAAAUGCAAAUAUAAGCCCCUAAUUUCCUGUUAAAAUGUUGUUCACCCAUGCAUUGUAUUAAUAUUACAGUUCUAGAAUGAACAACUCACGCUCAUAAUUUGUAGCUGAAAAUUCUCUUUAUUGAUGAUGUUCAAAGAUGACUUUUAGGAAAAGUAUAUUUGUAAAGAUUUUUAUGGACAUAGUGUUAUUUUGCAAGGUGGAAAUUCCUAAUGCUUUUGAUUGCAUGAGAAUCUUUGUGUGCAUUUAAGCUUGAAGUUUGAUCUUUUGAAAAUCAUUUGAUCCUUUGAACCUUAAGUAUUCAAGUGAUUAGCUUAGCUCAGUUAACACAUUGGGCUCAGCCCUAAGGGAAUAAUUUUCAGGUGUAAUCUUUCUUCGCUCGAAAGUCAUAGGAUUUUGUGAGAUGGGUUCUAAAUAAAUAGUAAAAUAAUUGGAAACUAACCCAAAUCACUCUAUGCUGGGUGUUUCAAAAGGAAUGUUCCAAAAAACAGCUCUAGAUUUGAUGUGUUAUAUUAGCUUGUUAAUUACCUUUUCAGUUUAUGUGGUUAAGAUUCCAUAAGAUAAGAGUUUUGGCCCAUUUUUUCAACGGCUGUAUAAACAUUGAAUGAAUAAACUCAUGGUCUAAGGUUUUGGUAUACAUUUAUAUAAACCUUUGGCAUUUUAGCAAAGAUGAUAACAGGUUUAUAUGUGGUGACACCAAAGGUAAUUCUUAAAUCUGCACUAUUAUGUUGAUGGUAUUAAAAGGUCUAGAUCUGAUUAUCGCUUGACACAAAGAUAACAGAGUCUUUUUCUUAGUUUGAUACAUAAUUAACAGCCUUUCAGAUACUAAGAAAAUGUUGGGAAAGGAAAUGGCCUUUGGGCAAAAAUGUGUUCUGCUUUGUUCCCUCUGGUGUUGACACCUGGUUCCAAAAUAGAAAACAAAAUCUCUUAUUUGGAAUCAGAAGAAUGCAAUGCAAUAUUAAUUAGGAAAAAUGCAUAAGGGGUGUAAAUUUUUUGGCUCCCUGCCUUCCAAAAACAGGAAAUACAAUGAUAGAAGCUUUUGUUAAAUUAAGAUGAGAAGCCAUGUGUUCUUUUGUCUCCAGUAAUAUAGUUGUAACCUUAACAAAGUGAAUGUUUGUAUCUAUUGUUGGUAAUAGCCUACGUCAUGCUGUUGGGAGUUUUAGUUUACAGUUUUUUCAGUACCAUCAAAUUCUUAGCAGUGUUUUCUAAAAAGUAAAUCCUUUUUACAUUAGAACUUGUUUAUGAAAUACCUCUACUGUGGCCCAUGUGUAGCAGAUCCUGUUGUCUUGUAUGUGAUCUUUGUUAUUGCUUUUAGCUGUUUGUUUACAUAAUCAGUUAAGCACCUGAACCCCUUAAAAAGGCAAGCCUGGCUGUAAACCUUAAAUUUAUUCUUACUUCACUAGCAAGGCAUUGCAAGUAAAUUUUUUUAUACAAACAAAAAUAGUAAACCUACAGGCAAUAAGUAUUUUGCAGCUGUCUUUGAGGUUGGGGACUUGUUGAAAAACGGGUUGAAAAACCGUAAACUGCGGCCUAUAAGCCCUGGGCUUUUACAUCUUUGUAAGGGAUUUAGGAGGGUUUAUAAAUAAAGGGGCUUUUAAUAGAUUGUUCUUAUAACCGGAAUUGAGAAAGCGCUUCAAAACAAGCUACAGUCAUGCUGUUCUAAAUAUGUUGUGCAUUAAUUGAUUCUUAAAUAAACUGCAAAACUUUCUAAUAAGUUUAAUUCAUCUCAAAACAAGAGGGGGUAUAUUUGGAGUAUUUUUUGUUUUUACAGGUAGAUGGGUCUAUAACAGGGAGCGGUUAUAUUCAGCAGUUUAUGGUAUUCAAUCAAUGUACAGCUUUUUUGAGACAAAAUUCUUUUUUCAUCCAAAUUCUUGAGCACUAUUUUAUUUUGACUUGCAACUUGCCAAAACCCCUUACAUUUUGAAAGGUUUUAACAAUAAUUAUUCUUUUGAGCCCUGUCUUGUCCAGUGAGAAAUAUGUCUUUUCUUUUAGCUUUGUAACUUGCUGAUGUUAUUUUGCUCUGUAGAUGGUUAAGAUAAAAGCAAGAUCUUGCUAGCAUCAGUUUAAAUAUUCUUAACCUAGAGUAUUAAUUCAUGCUGGAAUUUUUUGAGCUAACCUUUUGGCAUGUUAAAUUGGCAUUAGAAUAUUAAGUCACCUAACUGACUUUAAUUUAUAAACAGGUUUAAAAAACAAACCGAAGUCUGGUUAAACACUUUGUCAGUUAUUUUUUUGUGUUGGUCAAUAUCAAAAGCCUUUGCUGCCCUCCUUUGGGUGUCAUGCUGGACGUUUGCAUCAUUAGGUGUAAAUGACAUUGCAAACUAAAGCUAGAAAGUAGAAACACUUGAACACUGGAAGAGUUGUGUGAUGUAUUGUGUUACAUUAUGAUUCGUUGUAUUGUAUAUGUAGUGUCAUUUGCCUUAAUUGUAUGAGCCUGCAAUCCUUGUGGUUGCAGUUUGCUGCCAUGUUUGUGUUAGUAAGAGAUUUGGUGAUUAAAGCCUAAUAUUCCCCAGGCAAACAUCUUCCCUUGUUCACAACAAUGUGAACAUAAAUCUGUGUGUACAACUGAAAAUUAUCUGUAAAAAAAUAUUUGUUUUGUUUCCUGGAAGCAUUUUUAUCACUAAGUCGGGAAGACUGAUAAAUUUUUUGCUUAUCAGUGUCUUUGCCCAUCUAAAGGGUAGACAUCUUGCCCUUUGCUUGUAACCUCCUUGGUGGUGUCACUUUUUACCCUUUUUUUAUCAACACUGUCAGCUAACUGUAUCUGACCAACUAACUAACAACUAACUAUUGCAUUUUCGUUUGUGCUUAUUUAAUGAAGAUGUCCUGUGGAAAGCUCAGGAAAUGACAUUUCCAAGCCCCUAAAGUUAAAAAUUUUUCCGGAGGAGCAUGCCCAGACCCACCUGAUUUGGAUCACUUCUGAUGGUACAACUUUCCUUCUUAUGUGUACACCGUCAAAAUCUCACCACACCCUAUUUGCAUGCACAUUUCAGCCUCCCCUCCCCUUAAACAAAAUUACUUCUCAUUGGUGAAAUCAGUCUGGUUUUUACAGUUGAGAUAAAAAAUAACAAUUUUUAUUGAUUUUUAUUUUACCAGGUUGGUUUGAUGCUUCAGUGAGUCUGACAGAAGACAUGCAAAACCAACUUCGAGAGGCUUCAGAAAAGGUUACAGAUCAGCUAGAGACAUUGCAGUGGUGUGAUAUUUCCACUUCAUUUCCAUCGGCUGAUGACAUUAGUGAUUAUGUUGCUAGUGAUGAAGAGAGUGAUGUCGAAGAUGACAAAAAAGUUGACGAUAUCUGCUACUUACAGACUCCUACCCAGUCUGACAACAGCAUUUCAAGUAAUGAAGUUGAUUUUGAUGACAUAGAUGCUGAUGAAUUCUGGUUUUCACCCUUAACCCCACAGUUUAUGGGUGCAGAGAUUCCAGAGAGUGCAUUGGCCGAAAACACAAACAGUUUCUGGAGAUCACUAGGACCACCAGGUUUUCAAGAAUUUCCCUGCCAUUCUGAUGUUGAAACUCUGGAAGGUGCUUGGGGUAGGGCUCCACCCUCAGACCAAGAAAACUAUGGCAACAGUCAAUUUCUAGAGGCUUUUGAUGCUGCAGAGAAGUUCAGAUCUGUCCACUCCUCUGAUAGUAGCAGCAACCUUAACCGUCAAACCAGCAAUCAUUCAGACAGUGAAGGAAGUGAUGUGCAAGGUUCUGAGCCUUCUCAACCCAGCACUCUUAAGCAAUUCAAGAAUGAUGUGAUUGUACUGUUGAACUUACUAAUGGAUGAAAAGUUUGCCCAUCCAUAUGGAACUAUAGCUGGCUCAGUGGCAUAAGUUAAAGCUCAAAGAUGUGCUAUUUUGAAACAUGGGUGGCUUUUAGUCUGCAUAAAGGCCCUAAAAUUGCAAUUGUGCUGGUGAUGAUGAGCCGUAAAUCCUCUGUAAAGGAGGCCUUUCUUCUUAUUAGCCUUUUGUGCAACCUUUAUCCUCAUUGAAGGACUCUACUAAUAACAGCUUUGUGUAAGAGUCAUCACAGGUCAAGUAUACCCUCAAAGAUUCCUUUAAUUAAUCAGUUGUUUGAAAAAUUAAACCGCUAUUGAAGACAAAUCUGCAUUCUUACAUGCAUAAUGAGUGGUAAAAUUUUGGCUUCAAGCUUUCCAGUAUUUUGUCAGAUUGAAAAAUCUUUGAAUAGAUAAAAUUACUCUGAAGAUGUUUAUAUCAAAUAGAAAACUGAGCUGGCGCUGAAUAGACAUAACUACCUCAUGUGAAUUCAUUGCUCAUUACGCAUGGAGGAACGCAGAGUUGAAUCUCAAAACUAUAGAAUUAUAACUUAUAAUGGAUUCAACUUGCAAAAAAUAACUUUAUUUAUGGAAUCUUGGCGGUUAUGUUUGACCUGGCUUGACUGAGUGAGGAAUUAGUUUUCCUCGCAUUUGAGGCAGUCAUUCUUUUGUCCAGAACAUAAACCAUAAUACCGUUAUUGCAGUCUUGAUGGUUCAGUUUGAUAGCGUUCAUUACAGUGUAGUUUUAAAUUAUACAAACCCUCAAAUUUCUGGGCUUUGCAACCCACCAAAACAUACUCGUAGACGUAAGAAUCUGUUGAAGGGUGGGGUAGCUGGACCUUAAAAGGGGUCUAGAUGUAUAGUUAAUAGGAUACAUGUGCAAUGUAAGGGUGUAAGAGUUUGUGAUAACCUGCAAAGUUACGAUUAUGCAAAGUUAUUGUUAUAAAUUACAGAAUCACAGAAUAACAAUAUAAAAUUUAUAAGUAUUAUUAUAUCCAUAACACUCUUAAGAGUAUAUUCACAUGAAGAAGUAACACAAAUUGCGUGAAAUAUGUAGAUAUGUGUUCAAUGAAAUGCUUAAAUUGCCUUUUUGUUAUCUGUCGUGCG
Molecule: messenger RNA, 6677 nt
Organism: Porites lobata
Lineage: Eukaryota; Metazoa; Cnidaria; Anthozoa; Scleractinia; Poritidae
Source: the annotation of a GenBank genome assembly